UGAGCGGGGGCGCUAUAGCGCACAGGAGAUCGCAUGUCGUCUUGGGAAAAACGCUUUUGUUUUCCUUUGCAGAAAAGUCAUGGAAGCGUGUUUGAAAACAAGGGCCAUUGUGGCAACGCGUUAUGUUGCUCUCGGGCAAGUUUAUAUAUGAUGGACUAUUUUACGCUACUUGACAGGGACUUUAGUACUUUGCGGGCCGUUUGACGCCUCGCUGAGGAAACAGUUAUCCGAGCUGCUGCAGACUGGAAGGCGGAAGGAGAAGGGAAUUCCGGGGGAAAGAACGGGAAAAAGCCCAGCUAUGGAUCAGAGAUGCUUUGGUUUUUAUUUCGAAGCAGAUUUAUUACAGCAGUCGAUUAGAUUGGAAACCCAGCCGCUGAUUUAGAGGCAUAAUAAAACUUAUUUUUUUUCGUCUUGUCCUAUUAAUGCCGUACAUGAAAACUGUUCGUGAGUGAGAGAGUCAAAAUGGCGGCGGGUUGGCCCAUCCCCCAGGCCCUGUUCAUGAUCAUACUGAGUGCUGCUGUGGGCCUGGACCCGUGUCCGUCAGCCUGUACCUGUUCAGAAACUCCAGACGGGACUAAACUUUUGGACUGCAGUCGGAAAACGCUGUCCGACCCUCCUGUGGGAAUCCCAGCAUGGGUCACUCAUGUGUCUCUGAAUAAUAAUGAGCUCUCAGGUGUGCCUUUUCUUGGAGAUGCUUCCUCAAACAUCACUGUGUUGUCUCUGGUGUAUAACCGAAUCUCUGAAGUGGUCGCUGAACAUCUUCUGCCCUAUUCAGUCCUGGAAAGUCUGGAUCUGAGCUCCAACUCCAUCUCCGAGCUGAAAGCUGGAUCAUUUCCUCCUAUGCAGCUAAAAUACCUGAAUCUGAGCAACAACAAAAUCAGCUCUCUAGAGCCGGAUUGCUUUAAUAACAUCAGCUCUCUCCUGGUGCUGAAGAUCAACAGAAACCGGCUAUCACUACUGUCCGUUAAAGUUUUCACUCUGUCUCAACUGCAAAUUCUGGAGUUAAAACGCAAUAAGAUCAGAGUAGUAGACAGUUUGAUCUUCAAAGAACUGAAGGCUCUGAAGUCUCUGAAGAUGCAGAGGAACGGCAUCACGAAGUUGAUGGAUGGAGCUCUUUUUGGACUUGCUGAUAUGGAGGAAUUGGAGCUGGAGCACAAUAAUCUCACCGAGUUAAAUAAGGGCUGGCUGUAUGGCCUGCACAUGCUCCGUGUGCUCCGACUCAGCCACAACAACAUCGGUCUCGUCCGAGCCGACGCCUGGGAGUUCUGCCGCCGCCUGGAAGAACUAGAUCUGUCCUAUAAUCACUUGAGUCGUCUGGAGGACUGGGCUUUCUCUAGCCUUGGGCUGCUGCAGAGUCUAAACCUGGGCGAGAAUCGCAUAACGCACCUUGGAGAGGGAGUUUUCGACAGCCUGGCAAACGUCCGCACACUAGAUAUCCGUAACAACGACAUAUCUCUUGUUAUUGAGGACACGGUCAGCUUGUUUGCAGGCAUGAAAAAGCUCAACACGUUGGUACUUCAGAAGAACAACAUCAGAACCAUCACGGAGAAGGCUUUUGAGGGUCUGAAAGAACUAGAGCAUUUAGAUUUGAGUAAGAACCGGAUCAUCUCUAUUCACCCUGAGGCAUUAUCUCGCUUGAAACUCAAAUCCCUCGAGUUGAACACCAGCGGUCUCCUCUGUGACUGCAAUCUGAGGUGGCUCAGCCAAUGGCUUGUUGACGGCCUCUUCCAGCAGUCCUGCACCGCUGUGUGUGCAUAUCCCACCCCGUUGGCAGGCCAGAGUGUCUUUAGUAUCCCCCUGGAAGAUUUUGUGUGUGACGGCUUCCCUCGGCCACAGAUUAGCGGGAACCCCAGGACAGUGGUGGCCCUGCGCAGCACCAACGUCACUCUCAACUGCUCUGCCUUCAGCACUAGUGACUCUUCCAUGAACGCCACCUGGCGGAAAGACAAAGAGGUGCUGUCUGAUGCGCAAGUGCAAAACUAUGCCCGCUACCAGGACCAGCAGCUCAUCUACACCAGCGUUCUCCAUCUGCUUAAUGUUAACUUCACUGAUGAAGGACGCUACCACUGCGUAAUCUCCAACAACUUUUGCGCCAACUACUCCACUGAGGCCAAAGUGACUGUUAAUGAGCUGCCCUCCUUCCUGAAGACACCCAUGGACCUGACUAUCCGGACUGGGACCGUUGCACGGUUGGAGUGUGCGGCAGAAGGACACCCUCCCCCGCAGAUUGCCUGGCAGAAGGACGGGGGCAUCAACUUCCCUGCUGCCCGUGAGAGAAGGAUGCAUGUCAUGCCCGAAGACGACACCUUUUUCAUCGCCAACGUGAAGGCCGAGGACAUGGGCGUGUACAGCUGCACUGCCAAAAACGAGGCGGGCAGUCUGUCAGCCAAUGCCACACUCACUGUGCUGGAGACGCCAUCAUUCCAGCGCCCUCUAGAGGAUCGUACGGUAGCACGUGGCGAGACUGCUGUUCUUCAGUGCAUAGCCCGCGGUAGCCCCGCCCCACGCCUCAACUGGACAAAAGAUGAUGGCCCAUUGCUACUCACAGAGCGUCACUUUUUUGCAGCAGCCAAUCAACUCCUUAUUAUCGUGGAUGCCAGGUCUGCGGAUGCAGGGAAAUACACCUGCAUAAUGUCCAACACGCUGGGCACAGAGCGAGGACACAUCUACCUCAGUGUCUCGUCCUCUCCCAACUGCGAGCAGGCGGGCGGUGGCUAUGACCCGGAUGGCUGGACUACAGUGGGCAUUGUGGUGAUGGUGGUUGUGUGUUGUGUGGUGGGCACAUCGCUGGUUUGGGUGAUAGUCAUCUACCACAUGAGACGCAAGAGCGAGGACUACAGCAUCACGAACACGGAUGAGAUGAACCUGCCAGCAGACAUCCCCAGUUACCUGUCAUCCCAGGGCACGUUGUCUGAGCCUCAGGAAGGCUACAGCAACUCUGAGGCAGGCAGUCAUCAGCAGCUCAUGCCGUCCCUGACUAAUGGCUAUGCUCAUAAAGGAACUGACGGUGUGUGUUACGGUGAUGUGGUAGGCGAGAUGGACCCAGAGACCAGUGGGAUGCUGGGUAAUCGUGUUGGGUCCCUGUUUGCUGGGCGCAGCAGCUUCCAUCCGGGAGAGCCAAGGGACAGUCUGGUGCAUAUGUCCAAUGGUCUGUGUGCAUGUGGUAGUGCCCCAUUGGUCAUCUGCUCAGACUGUUAUGACAACGCCAACAUCUACUCUCGCACAAGGGACUACUGCCACUACUCAUAUCUGAGUGAAGAAGAUGCUUUGGACGCCCAGCUGCCCAGAGACACAAGAAGAGAGGGGCAGCAUGAGGAUGCAGCGCUGCAUGACCUGAUCACCCGAGACUCUCAGGAGCCCCAGCACCACGCCUUACACCACUACCGUAGCAAAGAUGUUCCAAGCAGAUCGUUUUGGAGUGGCGUAGACCCUCAUUCCUCUGAGUUGUCCACGGGUUCAGUGACUGUCCACAAGCCACCAACAGGUCCCUCUAAUGGGAACGACCAUGAGGAAAGAACAGGAGGGCUAGAGGAAGCCUCGUACAGGACUAACCCUCAGGAUCAGAACCCUCCGAACACAUAGAGCCCAACCAACACCCGGUGUUUACGCCCUGCUCAGCGUGACCUACAAUCCCACUACCUCUUCCAAGAAAACUCACACUCUGUCAAAAAAAAAAAGAAACCCAAACUCCACUCUCUUCUGUGUUUACAAUCUGUACCGUUCCCUCAUUGGAUCCUUGUGUGUGUGUGUUUCUUGUGAACAACCCUUUCUAGGACACGGUGGUGAUGAUCUUCCCACUGAUUCCAUACAAACGGAUCCUCUGGUUUAAGUUGAGACUCUGAAUGUAAUGUUUCUUGUAGAGAGUCUUGCUCACUCUGCCUUUUGUCUUAAGGAUUGUUUUGCCCUUUUUCCCCCUUUACUGCGGGGAACAUGAACUCCCAUGUUUAUGCCAAAGCAUCGAGCCAGCCCUCUUUUAUGCUGCCCAGGCUUUGAAAAAGUGGUCAUCAUUGUCCUUGUAGGAAUCCUUGUAUGAUUCAGUGUCUGUAUUGUUGAAUAUAUGUAGGAGGACAUCACUCAGGCAGUUGAAUGCUUUCAUGGAGACAAACUCUGCAUUACUGUUUCCUGUUGGUCACAUCGAGCAGGUGAAGCUGGCAUGUAGGAAUAUUUUUCCUUUAUUAGAGUGGAAUGUGGUAAGAUGAAGUUACUCUUUGUCAGAUAAUGUUUUUUUUUGUGCGUGUGUUUUGUUGUCGACCCCACAAAGCCAGACAUGUACUCCAUUCCUUCUUUGUUUUUACAAAAGGCACUAUAUCUGACAGAAGAUGUAGAACAUUUGCAACGUUGACAAUCGAGCUACAGCAGUCUUGCAGGGUCCUCCAUGUGCGUAGAGUCAACGGCCACCUUUAUUUUUCCUUCCCUCAAAUACAGUGCAUUCCUGUAUUUAUUUAAUUUUUUAUUCUUAUUCUUAUGCAGGCCUCUAGCUGUUGCUCUCGCUUUGAAGCCAUUUCUCUUCACUAUGUACAAUCUGAAAGACUCACAAAGAAGAGCCACUGUGCUGUUAAAUAUAUGUACGAGUACUGUAUCCACAGUACCUUUUAAUUUCGAUCUUCCUCCCAUGCAUUUUAAAGCCUUAAGGGCAUUAAAUGUGUGUAUCAGACCCGGUUUAUUGCUCUGUCUAAUUCUUAAAUUCAUUUGUACAAUUGGCCUUGGGGUGAUUAUCAAAUUGCAUAUAUCUGUAACACAGACUUCAUCAGUUUUUAACAGUGUGAUUACUGUUUAAAGUGGACACUCUGUAGGACCACUAACACGCCCAAGUUAGUGACCGCAUCAGAUACGUCCGUAUCGGUGACAUUGUCAGUAUUAAUAUCGUUCUCACCAUGGUGACCGUAGAAAUGAAAGGUCUCUUGAUUUGCAUUUUAAGUAAAAAGACACGUUUAACAAGUUCUUGCUCUAGCCAAGUUAACUCAUCCAGCUCAUCCAGUUAUUGAUAUUUUGUUUGGACUGAUAUUCCUCACAUUGCUGAAUUGCCUUUGUUUCAGAUUUUGGUGUCUAAUAGCUACUUCUAUAAAUGGACAGUCCUGUAAUGGGGGACGCUUCUUUAUUCAGCUUACAGCGAUAUUCCACCAUGAAAUAAGCUGUAUGCUUGGGCCAUAAACAGAAUGAUUCCCCUCCCUAACAGUAGAUUUUGUUCUGAUCGUUAGCACUUUGUCUGUAGUACCUAGACUGAUGUUCAUUGCAGUACAUGUACCAUUCUUUCUUUUUACCUGGGAUUUUUCCAAUUUCACCCACACUUGGUACAAUCCUAUAAAUGCUGCACAUCCCAUAGGAGGAUAUUUUGUUCCAAAGAGUGUGUGUGUGUGUGUGUGUGUGUGUGUGUGUGUGUGUGUGUGUGUGUGUGUGUGUGUGUGUGACUGAGUGUGAGAGAGUGAAAGAAAGAAAGACUGAGACGAAACUGAGGUACUCUAACAUGUAAUUGUAAAAUGUGUGUAUUGUGAAGUGCACUGCAGCAUUGCGUCACUACAGCCAGAUACAGUACGUAUCACGUAAUGUGUUAUGUUAUAUUUAUUUGACGUGAAUAUGCCGUUGCUCAGUUGUUUGCUCACAAGUGUCUUCUGGUGCCACAUUUUCCACAUAGUUUGAAAUGUUUUUUUAUUUUUAUUUUAGGAUAUAAUCUCAAUAUAAUGAACAUGUGUUGAUGUAUUGCAUUUGUUUCAGCUUGCUGUCCUGAUUUCCAGCUGUUUUAUGAUUUGCACAUGAUCCUUCAUUCCACUUUACAAAUCCUAGCGCAGAGCCAUGAUGUUUAUGCAGUUCUAUGAAUAGUAGCAGAGGGUGUGUACUGCCAGAGGUUUAUUGUGAAGUUUUCCAGGAAUUAAAAGCCGUUAAGAUCGGGGAUUAGUAGCUGUAGAGAAUAUCACUGCAAUUACUUGCACACAUUUGCUGUAAGAAAUGUAAAGCAAAGUAAAUUCACUGUCCUAUACGAAAGAUAUUUGAUGGUACAGUUAUAAUGGCUUUUACCGAGCAAUUAAAAACUUCUCAACAGAAAUUUCUCUCUGGUCUGAGAGUUCGAGUUGAAGGGCACAAAUGUAAGCAAAAAAAGUUUGAAUUUGGUUCACAAUUACACAUCUGCCAAUAUGUCUUUCUGAAUUUAAACCAAAGUUCAGCAUUAAUACUCUGACACUAUUCCAGUGCUGCUUUAAUGUACUUUGCUUGUAUAUUUUUUUUUUCAAUAUUGUACCUGUACAUUCUGUAAAGCAUGUAUAAAGAACUUUUUUUGUUUUGAUGUUGCAUAUUACACAAUAAAAUGCAAAUUCUGA
Molecule: messenger RNA, 6311 nt
Organism: Ictalurus furcatus (blue catfish)
Lineage: Eukaryota; Metazoa; Chordata; Actinopteri; Siluriformes; Ictaluridae
Gene: lrig2
Product: leucine-rich repeats and immunoglobulin-like domains 2
Exons: 18
Coding region: 463-3582 (1039 amino acids)
Molecular function (GO): protein binding
Source: RefSeq, a predicted model, not a curated record